Culicoides brevitarsis is the source of this 1128-nucleotide messenger RNA. Its product is annotated as gustatory receptor for sugar taste 61a-like. The record is from RefSeq and is a predicted model, not a curated record. Gene Ontology annotation, cellular component: membrane. Bases 1 to 1128 code for a protein of 375 amino acids. Gene Ontology annotation, biological process: sensory perception of sweet taste; detection of chemical stimulus involved in sensory perception of taste. Lineage: Eukaryota; Metazoa; Arthropoda; Insecta; Diptera; Ceratopogonidae. The transcript has 3 exons. Gene Ontology annotation, molecular function: sweet taste receptor activity.
AUGACCAAAGAUCCGGGGGACAUCAACGAUCCAAAGCCAAGUUUCAAGCGCUGCGUUAAUAAAAUCUUGCUCUCAAUGGGAAUUAUCGAGUUCGUGUUCAUAAUCCGGCUUUAUUUUGAUCGCGGUGUGAGUUUGUCGGACCUAAUUCGCAUCAGUUUCUACCUUUCGUCCCUUUAUGCGCUUUUUGCUUUGCGAAAACUCUCGUUCCGAUGGAAAAAUUUAAUUCUCUACUGGAACGACGUGGAAAUGGCGUUGCUUAACAAGCUCCACAGUAACGACAACGACACCAACCUACUCGCAAAAAUCACAAUUAUCACGGUAAUUCUCAUGUGUGGUGCGAUUUUUGACCAAAUUGUCUAUUGUCUCGACGAAAUCGCCGAUUCCAAUCAGAUAUAUCACCAGUGCAACAUAACGAAAUACACCUCGUGGGAAUUCCUGUUCCACAAAAUGCAUCCGCAGUAUCUCGUUGCGCUGCCUUACCAUGCGGUGCUUUUUCUGCCGGCCGAGUGGGUGAACGCUUGUCUCAAUUUGGCGUGGAACAUGCAAGAUAUUCUCAUUAUUGUGGUGUCGUUGGCGCUGAUUGAGCGAUUUGCACUGUGGAAUUCGCGCGUGCAGCGAUACGAAUUGCAAGUCAUUCCCGGGCGAAUUUGGUGGGAAUUGCGUGAAGAUUAUACGAGAUUGACGGAAUUGGUGCUUAAAGUGGAUGAGCAUUUGUCGACGAUGAUUUUGGUGUCGUGCGCCGCGAAUUUGUAUCAAAUUUGUUCGUGCGUGUACCAGAGUUUAAUACCACGACCGGAUUUCUUGGACAAUUUACAGUUUUGGUACACUUUCCUCUUCACUUUGGUCCGAUCAAUCCUCGUUUUUCAUUUUGUGGCUGAAAUUCACGAAAGAAGUGUCCAAAGCAAACUCACCAUCCGCAUAAUUCCAUCCAAGGUUAAACAAUUAUUUUUCUUACAGGCACAACGCUUGCUCGAUCAAAUGGUUUCCAUGGACAUUGCUUUGUCAGGCCGGAAGUUAUUUUAUAUCACACGCAAGACAAUUUUAAUCAUUUUAGCUACCGUGAUGACCUACGAGAUCGUACUCGUUGACCGGAUACCCAAGGAACCGUUAAAGAAAAGAGUUUGCUAA